AAAAAUACAUAAUAAAAAUGUUCAGCUCUAAAACAAAAAAAAGCAAUGUAAAACACAAAAUAGGAUUACUAAAAGAUGACUAUGUUAAUGUAUGCUAGAAGUGAACCAUAAAAAUGCAAAAAAGGGCAACUACGCAUGAUUACAAAAACCAGCUAAGAGACACUGUGACACUGGCAUAUUUACAGAAAUCCUGCAACAGUGCAGAAACCAAUGAGUGCACCUUUAAGUCCCUCUGCAGCAGAUUCCAUAUAUAGAGAUGCAUACAUAAAUGCUCGCUUGCCAAACUCUGUACGUACCCUUGGUGCAGACAAUAAAAACAUGUUCUGACAUGGAAAGUACAUAAUAACCACUUAAAAAUAAAAUGAAAAAAAAAAAAAAAGCGAUAUAUCUAUUACGGGCUGUGGCUGGAUGCAACUAGGGGGCAAACAAACAUCAGAGUUCACCAGAUUCACCCCAGUUUGUUUUGUACCCCUGUGGCUUCUCCCAGACGUAAAGAUAGACAACAGUGCUCUGGAAAAGAAAAGAGAAUGGCAACUGAGUGAAGUGGGAGUUAGAGCAAGUAUAUAUCUAACGAAUACAAUUAUCUCAAAAUCUGCACCAGUGGCUCUAAUACAGAAUAAACAGGAAUGUGUGGGAGUCGGUGUGGAUAACCCAGAGUUCAACAUAUCUAUUUCCAAAAGACCGUGUGACCAGUUACAGCAGAACUAAUGGCAGUCAUUUUUGCUUUACAGUGGGUUGAAGAGGUCAGGCCUGGUGGGGUGGUGGUGUGCACAGACUCUAGCUGUUUUAGAAAGCGUACAUUCAACAACUGUCAGAGAAAAUUUACUCAGUGAACUUUUUCAUAGUUAACUAAGACUUCACAGAGGUGGUACAGAUGUACAGUUUUGUUGGGUGCCAGCACACGAGGGGCUGAGAGGGAAUUAAUGUGCCGAUAAACUAGCAAAAGGGGCAUUACAGAAAGAAAUUACAGAACCAGUUCCACUUGGGAAAGGAGAAAGAACAGCAGUGAUUCAGAAGAAAGAAAGGGGAUAUCACAAAAAUCAAUCAUAACAAAGACGUAUAAAGAAAGGAUUAGAAGUAAGAAGAAGAAGAAGAAGAUGAAGAAGAAGGAGAAGAAGAAGAAGAAGAAGUUGUAGUAGUACUUGUAAUAAACCCGUCGACGAGCGGAAAAUAAAAAACAGCUCACUUUCACUGCCGGAACUUCAACAGUGUGACACAUCCAGCGGAAGUAAACAAUGGUAGCGCUAGCUGCGUUAGCCCUGUGGAUGUUUGGAAUUUCUUGGGACGUGAUGGUGUAGUUUUCGAUAAAAAAAAAUUGUUCACUUGUAAUUUAACAACAAUGUGUUCAGUUGAGUCUUUGAGAGAGUUUGUCAACGAGCGACUAACUGCUGCUGCUGAAGAAAUAUUGGGAGUUUUUCAAAGAAGCAUCGUCGAGUACGAGGAAGAGAUCGAUCGUCAGCGCAGACUGUUGGAUAUCGUUUGGAAACCUGAAAUAAAGUUACACAGGACAGAGCUCCCACAGCAACAUGUGUGUAAGGAGGAGGAGGUUGUCCCUGAGCAGCAGCUCUGUAUUGAGGAGAGGAAGUCCAGUGUGGACCAAGAGGAGCCAGAGCCUCCAUAUAUUAAAGAGGAAGAGGAGGAAGUGUGCAGCAGUCAGGGGGGAGAGCAGCUUGUAGUGAAGCAGGAGACUGAUGGCUUUAUGUUGACUCCUGCUGAUGAGGAAAGUGAGCACAGUGAACCAGACACAAACAGUGACCAUCAACUCCUCUCUUGCAACUCUCAUGUAGCUGAGAGCCAAGAUCAGACAGGAGGCAAACAUGGAGACUCGGGAUCAACUAGAAAUGCAGAGCUUCAACCAAAUGAAAGACUUCAUGAAAGUGAAAGUCACACUAACAAUGUAUAUGACUCAACAAUUCCAAAUAUACACAGCAAUAUUCACACAGGUGGAAAAUCUGUCACAUGUGACACUUGUGGGAAAGCUUUCAAGUUUAAGUCCCACUUGCAUAACCACCUGAGACUCCACACAGGCGAGAAGCCAUUUUCUUGCAAAACAUGUGGAAAAGCUUUCCAAUCUAAUAGUGGCUUGCUGUACCACAUGAGAAUCCACACAGGUGAGAAGCCGUACCUUUGCAACACCUGUGGGAAAAGACUCUGUCACAUGACUGCGUUGAAAAGGCAUAUGAGAAUCCACACAGGUGAGAAGCCAUUUACUUGUGAAAUAUGUGGGAAAGAUUUCAGAACUUGUAGUAACUUGACACUCCACAUGAGAAUCCACAGUGAUGAGAAGCCCCAUACUUGUGAAACAUGUGGGAAAGAUUUCAGGCGUAAUGCUGACUUGACAGUACACAUGAGAAUCCACACAGGUGAGAGGCCAUAUACUUGUAAAACAUGUGGGAGAGCUUUCAGAACUAGCAGUAACUUGACACUCCACACGAGAAUCCACACUGGAGAGAAACCACAUACUUGCAAUACAUGUGGGAGAGAUUUCAGAACGAUCAGUAACUUGACCCUCCACAUGAGAAUCCACACAGGUGAGAAGCCAUAUUCUUGCAAAAUAUGUGGGAAAGAUUUCCAACAUAGCAGUAGCUUGUUGGCCCACAUGAGAAUCCACACAGGUGAGAAGCCGUUUACAUGCAAAACGUGUGGGAAAGCUUUCAGACAGAAUAGUGACUUGAAAGUCCACAUGAGAAUCCACACUGUUGAGAAGCAUUAACUUUGCAAGAUGUGCAGGAAGAGACACUUAAAAGUAUAUUAACUGGCAAGGAAUAUGUAGCAACUCAGUAUGUAACAACUGUGCCCACUGUAAUAAAUGUGCACAACGUAAUAAAAGUUUAGAAUGUAAUAAUCUGCACUUAAUGCAAGAAAACCACAAGCACAUGACAUACUAAUAGUUUUGUGCAUCAUUUCAAGUUUUUACAUUACCGCAAAAUUAUUACAGUUUAAACUCAGCAAAAGAAAAAGUUAUAAAGUCAGUACAUAGUGUAAUAUUGUAAAAGAAGAAUUCUCCUCUAAUCCUCUUAAAACACAUGGAACUCCUCUAGUUUUACAUGCCACGAGUGGAGUCUUUAAUUUAAAACAACUGGACUUUUUCUGUUUUGUCGGGAAGACAUUUUGGACCCUCUUAAACGUGUAACAAAAAUCAAGGACUACAAAAUAUCCAGUGAUCUGUAAAAAUGAAAUUCUUUACAAAGAUGAUGCUGAAUUUUAGCAUGUGAAAUAAUUGUUCCUCACUUAAAAAUUCCAGUUACUUUAAAUGUUAGCUGAUCUAAGCAGCAAAUCGUGUUAGAAAGCAAUCUACAAAAUCAUGUGUCUCACUUUGGCUGCUAGAUGGCUCCUAUCAGUGGUGAAGCACUUCAUGUUGCACAAGGGAGAAGUUCUAAUCAACAUUAACCCCUUAGGGUAAAGGCAAAUUUAAUCUGCUUAAUUAAAAGUGUUUCAUAACUGGCAACUCGUAAGUUGCUUGUGUUGUCUUGUAUAUCAUUCAGUGACACUUGUAUUAAAAAACUCUUUUUGCGAGUCUGUGACUAGAGUGCAGGCGGAGCUGUUGACACUCCAUUCUGUUGCUCCAUCUGUGCCCACAGUACACUCUGCACUCAGAGAGUGUGGAGCAAUCAAUAUCUGAACUGGUUAUAUAUUACCACAGCGCUGCCAGUGUACAGUCCAGCUCCAAAAAUAGAAAAGUAAAAUGUGGCAGCAGAUGUUUAAAUCGUGGCGGGCUGCCACAAAUAAGUAAAUGUGUGGGAAACCAGCCUGCUCUCACUCCCAACCUAUUAAAUACCAUUGCUUCAUAAAGUACUUUGGUGUCAGAUACUGACGUACAGAGGCAGCAGUCGCAGUGGUACGGUACGCGUUAAGUGGCGGCUAUCUCUGAUACCACUGGCAACUGCAGUAUAAAGAGCAAGAAAGUCCAUACAUAGGUGGGAGGGGAGGUGGGUCCAUCACACACUGGACUUUCACCUGGCAGCCCGCUGUUCAUUUCUCGUGUAAAACCAAAAGCCAGUGGAGUUGCUGUAAUGACAGUGUAAUGUGCUAGUCUGAGUAGCAUGUUACACUAGUGAUGUAUUUCUCAUGACUUAUGUCAUGUGACAUGACAUUACGUUAGUAAGAAUCAUAUUUAUUUUAAGCUAAACCAUGUUUUUUUUAAAAACUUAAUUACGUGCUUUUGUUGCCUAAACUUAAGUGUUUUACCUACGUAGUAAGUUUAUUUUAAAAAAGACUGUAUGCAUGUAACAAGCUGAAACUGUACAUUUACUGUGACAACAGAAUUGUAUUUUGAAAAGACACAGUGCAUGAAACAAGCACCAAAUGAGACGCUGGCUGUGAACGUCUAAAACAGAUGCAGAAGGGCAGGGCUGCCCCUGACCAAAUUGGGGCCCUAAGCGAAAUUUUAUUUAUAUAAUAUAUUAUAUAUUCGCUAAAGUUUAUAGCCUAUCAAUAUAUAUACGAUCACCAACUGGUCAUUUUACCACUCCUUUUCAUCAGAGGUGAAUGCAUAGGGCGUUAACAAGACAUUCAAUAAAUGUCAAUCAGGGCCGCUGGAAAAAAAAAAAAUUCUCCAGUCUAGACAGAGACUGGAGACAGAGAUUCCUAUCUAAUGAGUAGCAGCUUAGGUGUUUGUGCAACAACAUACCCACCUUCAAGUGAAGCACAAGCUCCCUCUUGUUUUGCCUUUUUUUCCCUCUUGCUCCCUCCUGACUCGUGAUGUCUUUUGGACGACAUGUCGACAACUCUUCACCUGCUGCAGCUCUGCAAGUGCCUGCCGGCGCUCCCCUCUGAUUGGUCAGAUGUCGAAUGCUGUCAAUCAUUGCAGCGACGCAUGCGCGGUCAGAUUACGGGUCUCUUCUCUCCUUCCUCGAGCUGAUUCUACGCGUGCCUCACGGUAGCGCAUAUGCGCAAAUGCGUCCCCUCUUGCAAAAUGUGGCCCCCCAUGGAAGAUGAGGCCCUACGCACAGCGCGUGUUCUGCAUUUAGGGAGGGGCGGCCCUGCAGAAGGGUACCUAGAGCGUCAUUUUGACGUUAUGGUCAGUUGACCUUGAAGUGGUGGUAUUUGACGAGUUGGGAUGAGAGCACAUCAGAAAACCCUGAUUUAGUGAUGUCAGGAUAUAAUACUUCCUCUCAAAAAGGCUAGUGCAUUUAUCGGGUGGUUUAUGGUAGUGGCUGGAGGGUUCUCUCUCUGUUUCCUAUUAAGCUUUGAGUGGCAAACAUGUUUGCAAAGUACUGACUGAAAUGUUAUAGGGCACAGAAAGAAUAGGGAGUAUUGACCUUUAUUGACCACUGAUAACUGUAACAGCUUAGGAGAAAGAUUUCUGACAGGAUGACAAUUAAGUGACAGUAAAAACUGCUUUAAUGUUUCAGACAGAAUGAUUCUAUAUAUUAUUAGUUACCACAGAUAGUACCACGAAUUGUUCCAAGAGAAAGGUCAUUAAUAUUAAUGGCUACAAGUGAUCACAGCAGUAACCUUCUGAGAAAAGUACAGGCCUGUUUGAUAUUACUAGCUACCAGUGAUAAAUGCAGUAGCCUUUCUAUCCUACAUCACUAACUUCCAAAACCGUGGUUCAUCUUACAAGUUGCCAGUGAUAAAACACUUUUAAUUCAUCACAUUAAAUUUGCCUUCAACUGCUAAGGGACUAAUGUCGAUUUCUGUCAGGAAGAACUUCUCCCUUGUGAAAGAUGGAAUGCAUCACACUGAUUGGAGCCAUCUAGUGGCCAACAUGAGGUACAUGAUUUAGGAAUACCACAUUCACCCUGAAGUCUGUUGGCAAAUUCUGUUCAUCAGGACUGCAGAUGGGUUUGACUGUCAUCAAAAGUAAAAGUAGUCAUAGUGAUGAACUGUUGUUUUUAGAGUGUUAAGUUAUAACAUACAAGAGGUGGGCCAAGUUAAAGUAUUAUUUGAUGGUGUUUGAUCAGUGGAGCUGUUUCAUAUUGAACAAACAUGUACGUAGAGGAGGGAUGUCACUACAUGUACUCAAGUACUGUUUUUAUGUACAACACCUAUUAUCAUCAGAUGGCUAAAAUUGCAUGUAAAUUCUACAUAGAUAUGAAAUCGGGAACACACCAAAUAAAAAGAAAAGAAAACGUCAGUUUUGAGGUCUUCUUGAUUACUUUGCUUUAUUUGCUACAUAUAGUAUUACUUCACUAAAUGCUCUGCUCUGCCAAAAUGCUAUUUAGACAUCAUAGCCUCAGUAGUACUGACAGGAGCCACUGUGUACUUUCAUGCAUGUUUCCAGUAAUGUUACAUGAUUACUAACAUUUUGAAUGCAUGCGUGUUUUUAUACUGUGUUAAGGCAAAAAAA
Epinephelus lanceolatus (giant grouper) is the source of this 6292-nucleotide messenger RNA. The record is from RefSeq and is a predicted model, not a curated record. Lineage: Eukaryota; Metazoa; Chordata; Actinopteri; Perciformes; Serranidae.